Myotis brandtii (Brandt's bat) is the source of this 831-nucleotide messenger RNA. RefSeq names its product probable E3 ubiquitin-protein ligase HERC6. The record is from RefSeq and is a predicted model, not a curated record. The annotation marks the transcript as partial. The transcript has 6 exons. Lineage: Eukaryota; Metazoa; Chordata; Mammalia; Chiroptera; Vespertilionidae.
AUGACCUUGAAGGUGGACGUUAAGUUCCCAAAAGAAACAGAUAAAAGAGUUAAAAAUCAAAAUUACUAUUUCUUAUCUAGUAAUAAGGAGACUGAAAGGUUGGGACUUGAACAGGUCUCUCUCUUUUUUUUUUCUCCCCAACUUGUACUGGCUAUCCUACCUGUCUUGUCCAUUUGUGGAGAACCGCUGGAUGACAUCUGCCAUGGGCCAUCUGGAGAACCCAUUAAGGCACUGGAAACUCUACACGUUGUUUUUGUGAGCUGUGGAAAGGAGCACUCCCUGGCUGUUUGUCACAAAGGAAGGGUCUUUGCAUGGGGAGCUGGUUCUGAAGGACAACUGGGGAUUGGAGAAUUUAAGGAAAUAAUUUUUACGCCUAAGAAGAUAAAAGCUCUGGAUGGUAUAAAAAUAAUACAAGUUUCCUGUGGAGACUACCAUUCCCUGGCAUUAUCAGAAGAUGGCCAAGUGUUUUCAUGGGGAAAGAACAGCCAAGGUCAACUGGGCCUGGGGAAGGACGUUCCCUCCCAAGCCAGCCCGCAGCGGGUGAGGUCCUUAGAGGGGAUCCCCCUGGCUCAGGUGGCUGCAGGAGGGGCCCACAGCUUUGCCCUGUCUCUCUCUGGGACUUCAUUUGGCUGGGGAAGCAACAGUGCAGGGCAGCUGGCCCUCAGCGGGAAAGAUGUCCCAGUGCAAAGCUACAAGCCUCUUUCAGUUGGUCGGCUAAAGAGUCUAGAUGUGACUUACAUCAGCUGUGGUUAUGAACACACUGCAGUGCUUACCCAGGUAAUUCAAAAUGUCUUGCUAUUUUUCAAAAUUUCAAUCAAAUGUUACCACAAG